Messenger RNA from Aplysia californica (California sea hare), 1944 nucleotides. Its product is annotated as cartilage matrix protein. The record is from RefSeq and is a predicted model, not a curated record. NCBI's taxonomy places the organism in Eukaryota, Metazoa, Mollusca, Gastropoda, Aplysiida, Aplysiidae.
GGUCUGUCAUAGGAAAAGAGCGUGAUUGAAUUUCUUGUUUUAGAAGGAGAAUCCACUGAUAACAUAAAAAAGAGACUUCAAAAUGUUUGCACGGACCAAGCUCCAGAUUUUGGCAUUGUAUAUAGACGUUUGAGAAAUGAACCAGAAGUAGAGGUAGAAGUGUCCAUAUGGUUGUUAGACAAGCGUCGUCCGGAGGAGUCAGCCGGGAAAAAUCAUGGCAAUUGUGUUUUGGGACCUUCAUAGUGUGCUUCUCACGGAUUUUUUUACCGCGAGGAACAAUUGUCCUUUCUGAACCCUACAUUGAAACACUGAAACGAUUGAAAGCGAGAAUUCGACGAAUCAGACCAAAUUUGAACAUGGAAAGAAUGUUUUUCUCAACAUGACAAUGCCCACCUGCGUUCGAGCACCGUUUAUGUGGAAAACACUAAACGUAUUCUCCUGCUUUUGGCUCCUUUAGACUUCCACCUUUUCGGUCCUUGAAAAGAACCAUUGACCGGUCAACAUUAUGGAAACGAUGGAGAAAUCAAGACUGCUGUAGCCCUGAGACCAACCUGAUAAGUUUUACCAAGCUGGCAUAUAUGGACUUAGUAAAAGGUGGAUAGUGGCUAUUUAACGAAAUGGAGACUAUAUUGAGAAAUGAACAUCUGAUCCUUAGAUGCUCCUCUUCAAUUUGAGGUAUGAUAGUUGCAAGUGUGUUAUUUUUACUUUAAGUUAUAAACGAACUUGCAUUACUUUUUGACUCACCCUGGUACUUUCCUAUAGGAAGACACAUCUCAUGCAGCCAGCCUACGGAUAUCAUGUUCCUGCUGGAAGAUUCUCGAAAUAUUCAGAGCACCAGCUUCAGGGAAAUGAUCAGCUUUGUGAAGGGACUGGUGGCCCAGUUUGACAUUAGCGCGGCCGGUACCAAGGUCGCCCUCGCAACCUUUGGUAAAAAGUUAAAUACGGAGUUUGACUUCGGAGCUUACAACUCACUGGCAGAGGUGGAGCAUGCUUUGGACUAUGUUCACUUGGAAAAUGGGGACGAGACAAAUAUAGGCAAAGCUAUUAGUUAUGCCCAUUCUACGCUGAUCAGCCACCAAAGGCCAGGUGUCCCUCACAAGCUAAUCAUCAUCAUAAACGGUGCGUCCAGCGACCAGAAAGAGGCGUCCAAAGCUGCAUAUCUCGCCCGAGAGGAUGGGGUGGAAAUCAUUGUCAUUGGUAUCGGCAGCCAAAACAACACCCAGCUACAAGAUAUGGCCAGUAAGCCUGCCAGCAAUUACCUGUUCCCAGUCACGGAGUUCCCAAAACUUUCUUCUAUCGGCGAUCAAGUGAAACAGAAGACUUGUCCUGAGUGCCAACUGAGGCCAGCGGAAGUGGUGUUUGUGUUGGACGAGUCCAGCAGUAUCUUCAUUCCUGACUUCCUGAAACAACUGGCCUUUGUAUCAAACCUCAUCAACUUGUUUAACAUUGGCAAAGACAAGACCAGAGUCGCCGUCGUCUCCUUCAGCACCAACGCAACCGUAGAUUUCCAUCUUGACGAAUAUGAUGAGAAGAGCGAAUUGAAAGAGCGCAUAGGGAAGAUUCGCUACACUGGGGGCUCCACCAACACAGGUGAUGCCCUCAAACUGGUCAACGACUCGGUGCUCACCUCAGAACAUGGCAUCAGGUCUGAUGUGCGCCAUGUUGUCAUUGUCAUCACUGACGGCCGUUCUGAGAACUACAUCGACACUCAGGUUCAGGCCGAAGCGCUCAAAGACUCAGGGGCCUUGGUGUUUGCGAUAGGAGUGGGCUCUUAUGUAGACGACCUGGAGUUGCAAGGAAUUGCCUCUACACCAUCCGAUCAUUACCUGUUUAAGACAACCGGAUAUGACGCACUCCCGUCCAUCAAAGACACCCUCGCUAUCCGUGCCUGUGGGCAGACGAUCCAGCAGACGAUCGGACGCAGAUAGACGCCAAGAAAGGAGA